Messenger RNA from Fusarium odoratissimum NRRL 54006, 1614 nucleotides. RefSeq lists its product as uncharacterized. The coding region runs from base 1 to 1614 and encodes 537 amino acids. NCBI's taxonomy places the organism in Eukaryota, Fungi, Ascomycota, Sordariomycetes, Hypocreales, Nectriaceae. The record is from RefSeq and is a predicted model, not a curated record. The transcript is spliced from 4 exons.
AUGCGUGACCAGACUGCUAUGAAGGCAUCCGCAUCAAUACACCAGUUGUCUUUCACUGCGGUCCUGUUCGCAGGAAUAAUCGUUGCCUCGACAGUGCUAGAGUUCAUGGCAGGCCAGAACUCCUGCCCAUGGCUCCAGCUAACUCAGCCACUGGAGGGAGGCGAGGGGUCAGAUAAUGAUAUGUCUUUUGCAACCUCGGCAGUGAGCCCAGAACAUUUCACAGCACAACAGUCUAUGAGCUCUUUAUUCGACUUCGAAUUUGAAACAGCUUUCUCAACGCCCAUACCACCUUUUCCAACGCACGACGCAAGUUCACAGACACUUAGCUUCGCAGAAGCCCUCCAUCGUACCCAGAUAGUGGAUCAUGGAACAGAAGCAACCAACUUCAACGCUGAAACGCAGCCCCAGUACUGUUCUCUUGACAUGCUUUCGAAUAAAUCGCUUCCAUUGAGACAAAGACCUGUUGAUGAAGCCGAGGGUUUCGCGUUCUUCGAUGCAUCAGAAACCUGCAGCUAUUAUGAACGGGGUCAAAUGGACAGUUUGCCAAGCAGAAAAAUUGCCGGACCUUGUUCCACUUUGCUGUUGACGUAUGGCAGAGGCGACCAUUCCGAACCAUUACAGUCAAUUGAAGAAGAUCUACCGUCUUCGAGAGAACAAUCAAUACCUCUGAGCCCAACUGAGACGUGCGUUGGCGACGAAGAGGGGAGUCCUUGCUCCUCAGUGAUUGAAAGUGACGAUUCCAGUAUAGAGGACAUUGAAGAAAGGAAAGCCUUUGCUUGCCCGUAUCUCCGGCUCGAUCCAGUGCGCCAUAUCGAAUGCUUGAGUCGUAAGCUUUAUCGUGUUCAAGAUGUGAAGCAGCAUCUUUCUCGCCGCCAUUAUAUCAAGCGAGAUAGGACAAUAAGCACUUCUGACAAUACAAGAGGAGUAAACAUAAGGACUCAGAGAGUUCUUAAACUCCGCUUAGAUAGAAGACUAUCACCAGAAAAGCAGUGGCACGAGAUCUGGAAAACUCUGUUCAAUCGGACAUCACCAAGAGAAGGGCCUUAUCUCGGUGACUCUAAGGAAGAAAUCGUUGGAAGUAUGAUUGCGAUAUGGCUACCAAAUGAUCAAGGAAAGGCUGUUCAACAGUUGAUGGAACAAUUGUUCAACGGGUUUCAAGCAUUAUCGAAUGAAGAAUCGAAUGAUAUGGAGACAGAGAAGGUUUCGACAUGCGGUGGCGUUGAUUCGAUACCAAUGACACCAAAGGACAUGGAGUUUGACUUCACUUUACCACUACGUCAAUCGCCCACAACAACCGUUCAAGGAUACUUCGCAGCUAAGGUCAGAGAAGACACACUAGACUGCAGUCCGGGUCCUGAAAUACAAGCCUGGUCCCCAGACCAUGCUAGCUUUGAAGGAAACAAGGAGAAAGCCAUUACACAAGAUGGGCCUUUGGAGCAUUCGAUGGCAGACCAAUAUUGGGCUGUUGGUAGGAAGACAUCACAUUGCACGGAGACGGUCCAUGUCCCUACCGACAAGGAUAGAUGGAAGUCAUUGGGAAAUUGGAUUCCCGAGCUUGAUGAUGAGCAGGACUCAAAGUUAUGGGAUUGGGGCAUGGCCCCCACAGGCUUCUAG